Molecule: messenger RNA, 3971 nt
Organism: Morone saxatilis (striped sea-bass)
Lineage: Eukaryota; Metazoa; Chordata; Actinopteri; Moronidae
Gene: a1cf
Product: apobec1 complementation factor
Exons: 12
Coding region: 49-1893 (614 amino acids)
Cellular component (GO): nucleus
Molecular function (GO): mRNA binding
Source: RefSeq, a predicted model, not a curated record
AGCACCCCUAAUUUUCCCUGAUUUACGUAUCGCUGUCAAUCACACCCAAUGGAAUCCAAUCAGAAAGCAAGCGGGGACGGACUGGCGGGGACGCAGAAGGAAGCAGCACUGCGGGCGCUCAUGCAACGCACAGGAUACCAACUGCAGCAGGAGAACGGCCAGCGGCGGUACGGCGGCCCACCGCCCGACUGGGAUGGCCCACCACCGGAGAGAGGCAGUGAAAUCUUUGUGGGGAAACUACCGAGAGAUCUGUUUGAAGAUGAACUGGUCCCUCUGUGUGAGAAGUUUGGAAAGAUCUACGAGGUGAGGAUGAUGAUGGACUUUAAUGGGAACAACCGAGGUUAUGCCUUCGUCACCUUCAGCACCAAACUGGAGGCCAAAGCAGCCAUGAAGCAGCUCAACAACUAUGAGAUCAGAAAUGGCCGCCUCCUCGGAGUUUGUGCUAGCGUUGACAACUGCCGUCUGUUUGUGGGCGGGAUUCCCAAAACCAAGAAGCGUGAGGAGAUCCUGUCUGAGAUGAAGAAGGUUACUGACGGGGUUGUGGACGUCAUCGUGUAUCCGAGCUCCACAGAUAAGAGCAGAAACCGAGGUUUCGCCUUCGUGGAGUACGAGUCCCACAAAGCAGCAGCCAUGGCCCGCCGCAAACUGCUGCCAGGUCGCAUUCAGCUGUGGGGCCACGCCAUCGCCGUGGACUGGGCGGAGCCUGAGGUGGAGGUGGAUGAGGACACCAUGGCAAGCGUCAAGAUACUGUACGUCAGAAACUUGAUGUUGCAGACCACAGAGGAGACCAUUGAAAAGGAGUUUAACAGCCUCAGACCAGGCGCAGUGGAGCGAGUGAAGAAGAUCAGAGACUACGCCUUCGUCCACUUCACUCAGAGAGAGGACGCCAUCAACGCCAUGAACGCACUCAAUGGAAAGGUGGUGGAUGGCUCUCCUAUCGAGGUGACUCUAGCCAAGCCGGUGGACAAAGACAGUUACGUCCGUUACACCAGGGGGACAGGAGGACGGGGAGGAUCCCUGCUGCAGACCGACUAUGCUGCCUACACUCUGGGACAGGUGUACGACCCCUCAGCGGCGUAUCUCGGUCCGCCCGUGUUUUACGCCCCCCAGGCCUACACUGCCAUACCAGGUCAGUUCCGCUUCCCACCGGCCAAAACUCACGUUGGAGGUCGAGGUCUGAUCAGAACGCCGUCUGUUAGAGAAAUUUACAUGACUGUACCUGUAGGGGCUGCCGGGGUGCGGGGGCUGGGUGGGCGGGGCUACCUGGCCUACGCUGCCGGGGUUGGAGCCAUGGGUCGAGGCGGCAGCGGCAGUGCCGCCUACGGCCUGAAGGCAGACAAGCAGGCAGAGGAGAAGCUGUAUGACCUUCUGCCAGGCAUGGAACUAACCCCUAUGAACCCUGCUGCAAUGAGUCUGAAGGCCGCCGCCAUCAAACCUGCACCACAGGUUCUGGACGAGUUGUGUCAGAAGAAUAACUGGGGUCAGCCUGUCUAUCAGCUCCACUCUGCUAUUGGCCCAGACCAGAGACAACUCUUUCUCUACAAGAUCACCAUACCAGCUUUGGCUACACAGUACCCCAACGUCCAUCCCUUCACCCCUACUAAGCUCUGUGCGGCUGUAGAAGAAGCUAAAGUCCAUGCAGCCGAGCACACCAUGCAGACGCUCGGUUUGCAGACAGAGAGUGCUGCUGACGCCAGCUGUGCUACUGCUGCCGCUGUGGCCUCAGUAGCCUUUCCAGGUUACACUCUGGCGAGCCCGGCGGCGUCUGCGGUCACCUCCCAGCUGAAGCAGGCUGUGUCUCUGGGUCAGGAUUUGACCACCUACACCACCUACGAGGGCUACCCUGCCUUUGCUGUAGCGACACGUCACACCGACGGAUAUGGCGUUUUCUAGAAGAGUGGUCUCCAACAAGGAAAAACAUCGUAGCUGAGGAUGCAUUCACACUACACUGCUUUUUUGUGGGCAUUUUACAUUUUAAAUCAGUUAAAAUGUUUUAGUUUUUUUACUCAUUGUUGAUCACAGCGUGAACUUGCUGGGUUAUUUCUAUGACAACAAAAGCAGAAUGGUUUGAAUGCACCUUUUUGCUGCCAGUUGCAUGGUGGCUGCUGUCCAACUGUGGACUUUUGUCCUGUCACGUUUUGAAAAUUGUACCCCUUAAACAAUUUCAUCACCAGUCACAUCAUUUUCAGUCUUCUUAUUGUCUGUCUGCUAUUGCGCCUUUAUUUGAAUUAUGUGUCCGUACAUAUCUGUGAUUAUUUUUUCAUUAAUUUAGUAGCUGGCCUUUGAUUGGCAGUUUGAAAGUUUGAAUGAAUGUUUUGUCUUGUGUAGUUUUUAGUGUUUUUUUUGCCUGCUUCUAGUAGUAUGUUUACAAUAUUCAAAAACUGAAUCGGCUCAAUAGAUUUUGUUAUUUUAUGCUUUUUUGUAACUGCGUUAUUAUCUCUAAGAAACUGCCAUUUGUUGUUCUUUUGAAUGUCUUACACUUCCAGCUGCAAAAUUUAGUUUUGCACCGUUUCGACCAUUUCAGCGGUUUUCCUGGUAGGCUCAAACGGAUGGAAAAUAAGAUAACAGACAAAAAUCAGAGUCUGGGGUUUUAAAAUGGGACACCUGUGGUAGAUCGCUGAGGUAUUCUGGACUUUUAGUUCUUUAAACUGUGAAUAUUACGCCUUUCCACCAACGUUUUGGUUUGUGCAGCUAGUUUGGAACCUUUCGGACCUGGAAAACUUGGUUCCCAACCGGAAAAAAAAAAACAGCAGGUUUUCCUUGGGAACCAAAGUGAGUGUGUCAUAUUCUACAGGUCAUCGUGCACUGUGCAGUGCUCUUUGUUGACAAUGGAUUGUUGAUUAUAAUGGUUAUACACAAAACCAGUGGAAAUGCAGGCUUCACUACAUAGCACCAAGGUACCAAGAAUAUUGAACAGAACCAGUUCAAGAACCAGAGCUCAGUGGUUUUUAGAGUGUGCGCAUCCGAAAAGGAAUUUAAUUACCAUUGUGUCAUAAACUGUUAACCAAUUGUUGGACUAAAAUAUCUGAUGUGUUUUACGUAUACAAAAAGACAAAAGCUUGCUAUCUCAGUCAGCUUUUUUAAACACUUUAUUACGACUACCUGUAACUCUGUUCUACUGCUAAUUUGAUUAAAUCUGAUCAACAUAUUAAAACAACACCUGAAUGUAAACCUCAGAACCGCAACAGAAACAUUGGCUGUCGAAAUGCUUCAGGUCUUCACCGUCGGGUGUGGACUUUCCCCUUUGAGUGAUAUUUCUUUACCAUGUUUCAGUAUUUUCAUGUUCACAUUGCGUGUUGUUUGUUCCACUUCUAUGAAAAAAAGGCCAGCCAGCUGCGAUCCUAGAACUCGCCAUCCAAUCCAAUCAAAGUCCAAUCAUUUUUCUGUGACUUGGGCCAACAUAAGCGUGAACCAACAAGCUCCCAAUUAGGAAAGACCUUUGACGUCUGUGUCUCUUAAUGGUGGUUACAAAUAAGAUGGAGCAUUUUGUGAAUUUGACCUGAAUGAAAACUUCCUCAUUGAAACAACUCUUUAAAAUUUCAUUUGAAAAUUCAAAAUGAUAAGAUUGGAACGUGAUUGUUUUUUUUUUCUUCUCAUCAGCAGCACAGAUCAUUCAGUUCAAUUUGAUAUUUGUUUCUUCUAUUUGUUUGUUCUUGGAGAGUUUUACAAUUGAUGACACAUGCUGACAUCCGAGCUGUGAACAUGCCAAAGCAGAGACAGUAUUAAAGUGUGCGAAGCACUUAGAACUUAUUUUUAUACCAGUAAAAAGAAUAUCCAGACGCUAUUUGUGUGGAGAUGUUUUGCACUCUCUUUGCCUCCAUAAUUGACCUGGAAAGUAGAAACGUGAAACUGAAUCAAUUCUAAUCUGUGAUGAACAGAGAAUUGUGGGUAUUUGGAGGGGUUUCAUAUCAUAAAAGGAAACUGCAUUGAUACAUUGUCAUGUUUCAUGAUCCAUAAUCUUCUCAAAAUAA